AUGACACCGACAAAAGGAGAUUUUUCAAGCUUUCAACUGAAUGCAGCAAGAGUAACUGAGGGACACAACGCAGUACCAGCUUUACAAACGAUGACAUCAAUGUUAGCAUCAACGAUGACUUCAUCAAUUCCACCAAGAGGACAGCCGUCGAACAGUUUCAACCCAAAGGCCUACACCAAGCAAGGCCAUGAAGCAUCAUAUUCAUUAUUCAGCAACAGCCUGGGUGACCAACUUGGUAACUUCAUUGAAAGCAAUAAGAACAAGGCAAAUAAUUAUUUUACAAAUGCAAAUGAUUACUACAGCACCAAGUUGAAAUCUUCAUUAAAUGUUCAUGAAGAAAACUCACUGCCUAAGAAAACAGGGAAUGUCGUUGAUAAUAACAAUAGCCGCUCGUCGUGCAUGGAUCUGAAUAAUGAUUCAUUCAGUUUUCUGACUGCCAUGUUGAACUCGUCUGUAACGGACGUUUCGCCAACACCGUGCAGAUGUGACUUGCCUGACCUUCAAAUCCUGGGAAUUUCAUUCCAACCCAAAACGGUAGAGCUUCCAGAUCAUUACACUGACAGCAGUUCCAACUACUCUGGUUUUUUAUUUGACUGUACAACUAAUACAGAACCUUCAUUCAACUCACCUUGCUUGUCUAUGCAGUCCAUGAUAUCUUCUUCAGGCCAAUCAAGCUCGCCAUCUUCAGUUGACAGACUGCCCAAAUUCAGUCAGAAGAAAAUAAAGGAAUUGGCUUCCAAGAGUCAGUUGAACCCACACGCUCCCGAUUUCUAUUCCUACAAAUUCCAACAAAAAACUGAAAGUAAUUCCACGAAAACAUCAACACGCCAAGCUGUUAACAAGUUUAGAACGCAAUUGAGUGAACUGCAGAACAAUCAUUUGUCUGAAAAUAAUGCUAGAAGAGCAUCACAGAUCGAUUUGCCAUCAGGAAUUAAAUGUUUUGCGCUUAAUACAAGUACUUUCACCUACCAAAAUGAAGCUUGUUGUGAAGAUUUGCUUGAUCAAAUGGGGAGUUGUAACCAACUAUUUAAUGGCGAAAUCUUGGCUAAUUUAUCAAACGAAUUUCCUGAUGGAGUUGUUCUGAAUGGUGAUGCAGGCGAUUACACCGUGGACGAUGUUUAUGAGAAUGAACGUCUGGUCACUACAACUGAUUAUCAGUUUGCAGAACGUGAUGUGCGGCAUGACCAUCUACUGCACUGGCCACAGCAGCAACAACAACAGCCAUCAUCUGAGCAAGAACGGCGAGUUGGGAUCUGGCAGCAGGGAGAACUAACUGACGGAGAACGCCAGUUGUGGUCGGAACACAUGAAGAAAUUGCUAAAAAUCGAGCGUCAACAUGGAGGUGAAGAGAAGCAGCAUCAUCGCUUGGAAGAAGAAACGCAGCCUGGUUACUGGAUGAACUACAUUCAUCCGCAACUGCUCAAAAGUGUUGAGAACGAAGGUGAGAAGGGAUAUGAAAGCAGAGGUGAUGAUGAUGAUGGUGGCGACAUGGAAGAAAACUUAUUGCCAAUAACACUUCCAGACAGUAAUCGAACCGAACCACCGCGUAUAACAGCGCGAGACAUGGCACUUCUAGCAACUGAGCUAACUCGCCGACCCACGUUUGUAUAUUCUUUAUUGAACAACUACAUUUCAUCUGAUGAAUCGCGAUCAAACAAACCCGUAUCACUAUUCUCCGUACCGGAAAUUGUUGAACCUUUGUUAUCUAUCUGCCAGUUCUUACUUCCAAUCCUCAUUUUCUGCUACUAG
Molecule: messenger RNA, 1749 nt
Organism: Helobdella robusta
Lineage: Eukaryota; Metazoa; Annelida; Clitellata; Rhynchobdellida; Glossiphoniidae
Exons: 3
Coding region: 1-1749 (582 amino acids)
Source: RefSeq, a predicted model, not a curated record